UACCAUUUGAGACACAACUCCUCCAGCGAGGUCAUACAAUAUUUGCAAUUUACAAUUCAAGUCUGCUUAUUUGGUCGCCUUAAUUAAAGUAAUCAGAUUGGGUGGAAGACGGCUCGUGCUUUUGGUUUUAGUGUUCUUUAGUCCAGAGGAUGGUUUUAUUUAGUGCAUAUCAGGAACAGAUCUGCUGAAAUUGAGAAAAUAAUAAAUCUUUCAUCUUUGGAUGUGUUUGCUUGACUGGUGGGACAUUUGUAAUUGGGUUAAAAGGCUCUAAGACAUCUGGCAUAUGUCUGGUAAACUAAAAGGACUUCUGGAAGCAGCUGAAAGAAGACCGAGAUCAGCUAGUACAGUAGCCCCUGGUAUCACAGUGGACUGAAAAUUUCCAUGAUCUCCAAUUCCCUGAUGUUUAGCUAAUAACAUCCUGAUGAUCAUGUGCUUGAGUAUGCAUUAAAAGUCUUGCUGUUGCUGACUGAAGAAAAGUAAAACCUGCUCGGCUGGUACAUACUCAUAUAAAGUUUGUGAAACCCAUUGUGAGUCACGUUUACCAUGGAACCAAUCCUUGACAUCUCAUCCCUUCCUCACCCAACCCCCACAGUGACAUAUGACCCUGAGUCUGAAACUGUGACUUUCCCGAGUGGGGUGGUCUCUGUUGCAGGUGUCACAGUGAUAACGGGUGGCACUGAGUUGUCCUGCGGCUCCUGCAUGCUGGCGUUUGGGUUUUGGGGCACUUUGGUCGGCCUGAGUGCACUGUGUGUGGGACUGAGGGAGUACUUAAUGCUAAAUGAGGGCAAUAUUUCAAACCUGCUGGCUUUGGGUUUGACUACCCUAAUAAUAAGUCUAGGCAUUAUCUUUGGAGUGAUUGGGUUUCGUUUCAUCAAGAAGAAGACAAGAGUGCUGAGAAGAGAGAGAGAAGAAGGAAAAGUUGUGCUGGUUGGUGAGGGAAAGAGGAGCAUCAAAAAAACAAUAACCGUCUAAAAAUAAAGAAAGCAAAGGCUAUCAGCAUUGUUCAACAACUGAUGUCAUGUUUCGGGUGGACAAUACAUUUGUAUACUACAAAUAACUGUAUAUUGAUAAAUUGACUUAACUGUGAUCCUAAUUUAAGACUCUUCUAAUUCAAGGGGGUAUAUAUUUUAUCAUAAUAUGCUGUAUUUCAGAUUAUGCUACAUGGUAAUUAGGUAUUAAUAGAACUGAUAUUUUGAUAGACUUCAGACUUUCACUGAUCAUUUGACCUACAAUAUAUUGCUUGGUUGUAAAUAAAAAACUUUUACCACAAUGA
This is a messenger RNA of Clarias gariepinus (North African catfish), 1273 nucleotides long. Its product is annotated as transmembrane protein 100-like. The transcript has 2 exons. NCBI's taxonomy places the organism in Eukaryota, Metazoa, Chordata, Actinopteri, Siluriformes, Clariidae. Bases 544 to 972 code for a protein of 142 amino acids. The record is from RefSeq and is a predicted model, not a curated record.